AUGUCAGGAGAGCAAAUACCCAAAGUCAGGGGAGCAAAUACCCAAUGUAAGGAGAGCAAAUACCCAAUGUCAGGAGAGCAAAUACCCAAUGUCAGGAGAGUAAAUACCCAAUGUAAGGAGAGCAAAUACCCAAUGUCAGGAGAGCAAAUACUCAAUGUCAGGAGAGCAAAUAACCAAUGUCAGGAGAGCAAAUACUCAAUGUCAGGAGAGCAAAUACCCAAUGUCAGGAGAGCAAAUACCCAAUGUCAGGAGAGCAAAUACCCAACAUUGGGAAGAGUAUUAUUUUUCUGUAAUCAAAUUAAAGCUGAAUCUUAUAAACCGGUAUUAUUUUUCUGUAAUCAAAUUAAAGCUCAAUCUUAUAAACCGGUAUUAUUUUUCUGUAAUCAAAUCAAAGCUCAAUCUUAUAAACCAGAAUUAUUUUUCUGUAAUCAAAUCAAAGCUCAAUCUUAUAAACCGGUAUUAUUUUUCUGUAAUCAAAUCAAAGCUCAAUCUUAUAAACCAGACUUAUUUUUCUGUAAUCAAAUCAAAGCUGAAUCCUAUAAACCAGUAUUAUUCUUCUGUAAUCAAAUCAAAGCUCAAUCUUAUAAACUGGUAUUAUUUUUCUGUAAUCAAAUCAAAGCUCAAUCUUAUAAACCGGUAUUAUUUUUCUGUAAUCAAAUCAAAGCUCAAUCUUAUAACCUGGUAUUGUUUUUCUGUAAUCAAAUCAAAGCUCAAUCUUAUAAACCGGUAUUAUUUUUCUGUAAUCAAAUCAAAGCUCAAUCUUAUAAACUGGUAUUAUUUUUCUGUAAUCAAAUAAAAGCUGAAUCUUUUAAACCGGUAUUAUUUUUCUGUAAUCAAAUCAAAGCUGAAUCUUAUAUACCAGAAAUAUUUUUCGGUAAUCAAAUCAAAGCUGAAUCUUAUAAACCAGAAUUAUUUUUCUGUAAUCAAAUCAAAGCUGAAUCUUAUAAAUAA
Lottia gigantea (owl limpet) is the source of this 951-nucleotide messenger RNA. RefSeq lists its product as hypothetical. The coding region runs from base 1 to 951 and encodes 316 amino acids. Lineage: Eukaryota; Metazoa; Mollusca; Gastropoda; Lottiidae. The record is from RefSeq and is a predicted model, not a curated record. The transcript is spliced from 2 exons.